This is a messenger RNA of Arachis stenosperma, 567 nucleotides long. RefSeq lists its product as uncharacterized. The transcript is spliced from 3 exons. The record is from RefSeq and is a predicted model, not a curated record. Lineage: Eukaryota; Viridiplantae; Streptophyta; Magnoliopsida; Fabales; Fabaceae. The coding region runs from base 145 to 567 and encodes 140 amino acids.
UUAUCAAAAAGACAUUCAUAUCCUUUAAAUCUCUCUCUCACACACACAUGAACGAUAUGCCUGUUUGAACUUUAUCCUUGGAAGAUGUCUCGUGAAUUGUGACUCGUAACUCAUUAGUAGUGAAGUGAAGAAGAAGGAAUAAUUAUGGUUGUCGUCUGGUUGCUAUGCUGCUUGUAUCGCGCUCAACUGCUCUCCAUCAUAUUCUGCCCAAACUGCUUAGAUCGAAGGUUGCUGCAUGCACAAGGCGAGAUUCAAACCCCCGACACUUGUUUAAGCAGACGAGCCGUUGCUUCAGCCUCCUCCACUGAUGUAGUUGGGUUUGGAGCACUCCAAGUGGCUUGCUCGAACCAAGAGACCCGCAUCGUCCCUAAUCACAACUCCAACGCGUCUGUAAUCUCCAUUGCUUCAAGAGGCGUCAACACUCACCAUUUACCUUGUAGACGUGCGGUGGUGGUGCGACCCAGGCAGCGGUGCUCGUGCUUCCCGACGGUGGUCGACGGACGCUGGAGGCGGCCUCUCGUGAGCGAAAUUAUACCAUGUAAAUAUUUAUCGCCGACACAAGGCUAA